AUGUCUUUCCUCGGAGGUGCCGAGUGCUCGACUGCGGGUAACCCGCUCACCCAAUUCAAAAACCAUGUUCAGAGUGACAAUACCCUCCAACGGGACCGCCUUGUCGGCCGGGCUCAACCAGGGCUCGAAGAGAGCAUGCGCUCUCGAAUGACGCCGAAUGGUUCUGAUCAGAUGAUGAACGACUUCAUGCAACAAUCCGGGAUGCCCCAGCCCUUCGCGAUGGAGCAACUUCGACACGACCUCCCCAGUCUUCAGGGCAUAACGCGGCGAUCACCGUCCCCCGGCUGGGCCGCAGAGUUCGACCCGGGUGAACAACAAAGAAUGGAGGCUGCCUUUAUGAACCCAAGACUCAACGGUCAGAGCCAACCGGGGUUUUCGCCGCAGGAAUUUGCUCGCUUCCAACAAGCCCAGGCACAACGAACCGCAAGCCCUAUUAUGCAAACGCCUUCCAUGAUGAACAGUUACCAGAGCCCGAUGGGUAUGGGAUAUAUGGGCGGCAUGAACCUCGGGAUGAACUUUGGAUCACUGCACAUGCAACACCAGCCUGAACAAACAACAGACAAGGGGAAGGGACGGAUGGUUGAGCUCGAUGAUGCCAACUGGGAGGCCCAGUUUAAAGAGCUUGAGUCACAGCAUGAUAACCUCUCAGAUCAAGCCAACGAGGCAAUAAACAGACAACUUGAGGAAAUGGACAGAGAAAUGGAAGAAGAAUAUCUCAAAGAUGACCCUUACACUGCUGAGGACCUGGCAGCGUGGGAAAACUUCGACUCCACGAUGGGAUUAAAUUCGCAUCAUCCUUUCGAGCGAGAGCCAAUGCUCGGAGAUUAUAUGUUUGAGUCACAGAAUCCCUUCCUGGAAAAUAACACGAGUAGGUCGGCGUUUGAGCAAGGGAAAGAGAUUCUUGAAUCGCACGGCAAUCUAUCACUCGCAGCACUGGCAUUUGAGGCUGCCGUGCAACAAGACCCCAACCACGUCGAAGCCUGGGUUUUACUAGGCGCAGCUCAAGCCCAAAACGAGAAAGAGUCACCAGCAAUCCGUGCUCUGGAGAAAGCAUUGGAGCUCGAUCCCCAAAACCUCGAUGCUCUGAUGGCCUUGGCUGUUUCCUACACCAACGAAGGGUAUGAUAGCACGGCCUACAGGACACUAGAGCGCUGGCUAAGCGUUAAAUACCCUCAAAUCCACCCUCCCGAGAAUUUAUCAAGUCCCACCGAGCACGGCUUCACUGACAGAGCGAUCCUGCAUGAGCGAGUUGUGGAUCUUUUCAUCAAGGCCGCUCAACUGUCGCCUUCCGGGGAGCAUAUGGAUCCCGACGUCCAGGUUGGACUUGGUGUCCUCUUUUACGGCAACGAGGACUUUGAAAAGGCUGUUGACUGCUUCAAGGCUGCUCUUGCAUCCACAGAGAGCGGAAUGGUCAACCGGGAGCGCGAAGUCCACCUGCUGUGGAAUCGACUAGGCGCGACGCUGGCCAAUUCUGGUCGAUCCGAGGACGCGAUCACGGCAUACUGCAAGGCGUUGGAGGUCAACCCCAAUUUCGUUCGAGCGCGAUACAAUCUGGGCGUGUCAUGCAUUAACAUUGGUUGUUACCCCGAGGCAGCUGGGCAUUUAUUGGGGGCUUUGAAUCUACACCGAGCUGUGAGUGAGCAGGGUCUAGACAAAGCCAGGGAAAUAGUCGGAGACGGCAGUGGCGGCAUCUCAGAUGCCGAGCUGGAGAGGAUGAUACACCAAAACGAGAGCACAAAUCUCUACGACACUCUAAGAAGAGCAUUUACAGGCAUGGGAAGACGGGAUUUGACAGAGAAAGUUGGAGUUGGCAUGAACCUAGAUCAGUUCAGGGGCGAAUUUGAGUUCUGA
This is a messenger RNA of Fonsecaea erecta, 1851 nucleotides long. RefSeq lists its product as hypothetical. Gene Ontology annotation, biological process: protein import into peroxisome matrix, docking. The record is from RefSeq and is a predicted model, not a curated record. Gene Ontology annotation, cellular component: peroxisomal membrane; cytosol. NCBI's taxonomy places the organism in Eukaryota, Fungi, Ascomycota, Eurotiomycetes, Chaetothyriales, Herpotrichiellaceae. Gene Ontology annotation, molecular function: protein binding. The transcript has 3 exons. The coding region runs from base 1 to 1851 and encodes 616 amino acids.